Halichondria panicea is the source of this 3283-nucleotide messenger RNA. RefSeq names its product dual serine/threonine and tyrosine protein kinase-like. The transcript is spliced from 13 exons. Gene Ontology annotation, cellular component: cytoplasm. The record is from RefSeq and is a predicted model, not a curated record. Gene Ontology annotation, biological process: protein phosphorylation; positive regulation of fibroblast growth factor receptor signaling pathway; cellular response to fibroblast growth factor stimulus. Lineage: Eukaryota; Metazoa; Porifera; Demospongiae; Suberitida; Halichondriidae. Gene Ontology annotation, molecular function: ATP binding; protein kinase activity. Bases 228 to 3038 code for a protein of 936 amino acids.
GUUACCUCAACGCCUCUUGUAUUAUAAUUAUCACAAAGCCGUUCUCUAGCUCUGCUGACUAGACUGUUGCCUACUGGGCUGAUGUACUCUAGCUAGCUCAACGUGUAUAAAAGGUGUUCCAAGUUAUUCUAGUACAGUAAGAAGUAGCUCUAAAGCUCAGCUUUAACCUAUUCUGCGGUGCUGAAGUUCUGUUACACCUCAAGACCAAAUAACAACACUCGGCAAGCAUGGCCACCAGGGGCUCUGGUAGUAGCCGGUCUUCAAGAAAUAACGGCAUGAUGGGUUCCAGUUCCAUAGGCCCGGAGCGACAUCACUUAGCAAGACAAGUUCAGGCCUUCAAGCUCCAUGCUAAGAAGUUGAAAAAGAUAUUCAAAGAAACUGUGAAAGUGUUAUCAGAUCUACAGGACUUUGAUGAGAGUUUGUCCAUUGAUAAGAUCCUAGCCGUACAAGCGCAGAAGUGCAUAUCGAAUGUAGUCUCAGGGCGUACUGCGUUGGUAGUGUUUGGAGACACUAAACUACGCAUGUCUAUCGCUAACGAGGUUCUUGGUGAGGCCAUUCUCCCUGUGCCUAAGUCAUCUUCAGAGAAAUGGAGAAUGAUCCACUUCAAAUACAAGAAGAACAGAGUCAUCUCCUAUAUAGUGGACGGCUAUGAUGUCGCUCACACCACCAAGAGCCCUCAGGACUUCCUCCUCACUCGAAUACCUCGUGAUAACGUAUGUGUGAACGAGGCGGCCACUGACCCUGCCUUUGGUUCAGCCACCCUCGAGGUCGGCCUCAACAACCCCAUCCUAGAAGCAGGCUUUGAGAUCAUCUGCGCCCCCACUACGACAGAGGACAACCUCGAGGCAGUGAGGAAGACACUGCAAGUGUGUCAGGUGGAGCUCCAUCCCUUCUUUGUAUACGCUCAUGAUGGCAAGAAAGCACUCACUGAUCAGCAAAUUGCCGAGUUGAAUCUGAUUCGUCGGCAGAUGUCCGAUGUCCCACUACUCUUCUCCAUCAUAUCACAGGACUUCAUGAGCACACGCAAACACUCAUCAAGCACCGACCCCCUCUCAGGUCCCCAGCAUGGCACUGUCUCCUACAUCCACGAGCAGCUCUGCAAGAUUGGCUACCUCAAUGAUAUGACCGAGUCCCAGGGAAGUCUAUCACUAGGAGCAGCUACAAUAUCGCCACACGACGACCCUGACCUCAACACUGAUCCGUUCUUCAACUUCAUUCCCGUGGAUACAAUGGUGACCAAUUUCCUCGAUUUCAAUCAAGAGCUUCUCAGUUUCGUACAGUGCAAUAUGAAACAGCAGAUCACGAGUGCAGCCUCGUCACUACAUGACGCCCACGCUCGUUGCCUGCAGACGCUUAUCUUGUACGCCCACGAUCUUGCCCGGGAUAAUCUCGUAACGCCGAAACGCAUUAAGUACGCCCGUACCAAAGAGGAGGAGUUAUACACGCAGCUGAUCGAUCUAGCCUCGAGAAAACAGUCGGAAAUUAAGGAACUUGUGAACAAAGCUCUCACUGACGUUGCUGACCCAAUUAUACAAGAGGUUUUAGAGAUGGAAUUUGAUGAAAUUGAUCUAAGCGAAAGCUUGCAAUCGAAUCAAGUCACGUCUAAAAGUUGUCAGCAGCAGAUUCAAGAGGUGGUUUUUCGGGAGCUGAGUAAGCAUAUUUCCGAGAAGCUUGUGAAUUCGGUGAAUUAUCUCCGGGAGAGCGUGAUUGGUACGCUGCAGCGUUGUUUGGAGCGGCUGGAGGGCGGGUCGGCGUCGGCAACGGGGGAGUCCUUCGGUGAGGCUGAUUUGUCCAUGAGCUUUGAGGGCGGUGGUGAGACAACCAGAGCACUCAGUCAGAUCUUGGACACUGCCUACAACCUUGAGUUCAAUGAGCGCACCUCCACCUCUGCUGUCAGACUGUUAGUGGAGCGACUCAGACAAGCCUUUCAGGGUUCCUCCCCCAAGGGCCAGAAGUUUGACAGUGAAUGGCGUACCAAGUACGUCCGCACACUGAUUGGUGGGCUGAGUGCGACCCGCCUCUCAAAGAGUAUCUGUGCUCAGUUCAGAGGUAAAGUGACCUCCUCCCACGAGACCUUCCUCACGGCCAUCAAGCAGCUGGAGAUGAGGCACUCGGGUAGACUCAAGGAGACUCAGGACCAAAGGAACACCAUCAGGAAGGUACUGACCCCUCGUAUGGCCAGACUCAGUCUCUCCUCGGUGGCUCUCAGGGAUGGUAUUGUACACGGACUACCAAUCACUGGUCGUGAGUUAGGGCGUGGUCAGUAUGGGGUGGUGUUCCAGUGUGCAGAGUGGGCGGGUAAAGGUCCUUUAGCCGUCAAGUCUGUGGUACCUCCUGAUGAGAAACACUGGAACGAUCUGGCUCUGGAGUUUCACUACACUUGGACCCUCCCUAAGAACGAGCGUGUUGUCAACCUAGUGGGUGCCCUCAUCGACGAUGACUACUCUAACGGGUCCAACGCAGUGGUCUUGCUCAUCAUGCAUCGCUACCCCAGGGACCUCCACGCUGCCCUCAAGGUGGGACUGGACUUCGGCACUCGGAUGCAGAUAGCGGCUGACGUGGUGGAUGGGAUCAGGUUUCUGCACAGUCAGGGCCUCCUACACAGGGACAUCAAACUCAAGAACGUUCUGCUGGACAACACCAACAGAGCCUGUCUCACAGACCUUGGGUUCUGCAAACCAGAAGCCAUGAUGACCUGUACCAUCGUAGGCACACCUAUACACAUGGCUCCCGAACUCUUCGGCGGUAACUAUGACAACUCGGUGGAUAUCUACGCCUUUGGUAUCCUUUUCUGGUACAUAUGUGCUAACGACACUAAGUUACCCGGAGCAUUCGAUGCUUGCCAGAACAAGGAGCAACUUUGGACGGCAGUUCGGAAAGGGUUAAGACCAGAACGUCUACCGAGAUUUGACACAGAUUGCUGGGAGUUAAUGACGGCCUGUUGGCAUGGCGACCCGAUACAAAGACCCUUAGUAGGAGAUAUAACAAUGAGACUGCAUUUGAUAAUGAAGAGAAUUGGCAGGAAGCCACUCAAGUGACAAUUUUGUGUGUUUAUUAUUAUUAUUAUAAUUUAUAGAGACAGUUAAUAUUAUUUAGAUGUCUGUGUGUGUGUGUGUGUGUGUGUGUGUGUGUGCGUGUUUUGUAUUUCUUUUGCUCACCAAAUUAUUUGAGUGUACUGUACAUACAGUGACGCCACUUCAAUUGUUAUUCUGUUAUAUUCACCAGAAAACUUUAAUAGUGCUUUUUUGAACUUAUAAUAUAUAUCAGUGUAUUGUUAUUUGAA